Molecule: messenger RNA, 1836 nt
Organism: Anthonomus grandis grandis
Lineage: Eukaryota; Metazoa; Arthropoda; Insecta; Coleoptera; Curculionidae
Gene: Tom70
Product: mitochondrial import receptor subunit TOM70
Exons: 6
Coding region: 121-1767 (548 amino acids)
Molecular function (GO): protein binding
Source: RefSeq, a predicted model, not a curated record
UACACGAGUCUUGCGAAAUGUCAGAAAAUUAACAACUAACCUCGCCUCAUUAUCGGUGUUUAUUUGGCACCUAAAGUACCCACUUUUACCAAUAAUUUUGUUUAAAUAAAUCGCCAGAGGAUGGUUUCUAGCGGUGGCGGUUUGUCGUCGUUAAAAUGGCAAAUUGCGCUUGGCUUAGGUGCUGCAGGAGCAGUAGGGAUCGCUUAUUGGUACCUAAGGUCUAGCAAAACGCAGUCCUUACAAUCCUUGGAAAAAUCACCGAUUGAACAAGAAGAAACGCCGUUCCAAAGGGCACAAAGGUACAAAACUGAAGGUAAUGAACUGUUCAAGCGUGGCAAGUAUGAUGAAGCCAUCGCGUCAUACAACAAAGCCAUCGAAAUCAUUCCCGAAGAGUACAAGACAGAUUUGUCUAUGUACUACCAGAAUAGAGCGGCAGCUUAUGAGCAGCUUAAGAAGUGGAGUGCUGUUAUCGCGGAUUGUGGGAAAGCCAUAGAUUUAAAUCAGAAAUAUGAAAAAGCUCUAUAUAGGCGAGCAAAAGCCCUUGAAAUGACAAAAGACUGGGAAAACGCCUUAGACGACGUCACAGCCCUGUGCUUAAUACAAAAUUUUGGCAACCAAAAUGUUUUAAUGAUGGCAGAUAGAGUACUUAAAGAGCUAGGCAGGAAAAACGCCUCGGAGGCAGUAAGAACCCGAAAACACAUUAUUCCUUCUAAAAACUUUAUUAAGACAUAUUUUGCGUCAUUUUCUGAAGAUCCUGUGUAUAAAAAGAUCAUGGAAACUACAGACCCUUUAGGGCAAGGAGAGUUAAAAGGAUUCCUAAAAGCAAAGCUGGCUUUUGCCACAGAAAAAUACGAAGAGAUCAUACCGGCCUGCACUGAGGAACUAAAUCUCAGCGAGUCCGAAUCCAAUUUUAAGGCCGAAGCACGUUCGCUACGGGCCUCCUUUUACUUCCUCACCGGACAGUUUAAAGAGGCUGUUGAAGACUUAACUAACAAUAUCGAGUCAGAUUCGGCCGAUCUUAAAAUAAAGGUAAAUGCCCUUAUUAAGAGAUCGUCCAUUUAUAUGCAGACAGAAAAAUUGGACGAAUGUUUAAACGAUUUUGAUAAAGCUGAAAUUUUGGGACCUGAUAACUCAGACGUCUUCCAUCAUAGAGGUCAGGUUCUAUUACUGAUGGAAAAAACAGAAGAAGCCCGUGCCGAUUUCCAAAAAGCUGUCAAACUAAACCCCAAUUUCCCUAUCGCGGUCGUACAGAAGUGCUACACCGACUACAGACAUGCGAUGCAAUCGCAAGACAUCGGAGUUUUAAUGAAAAGUUUGCAAGAUUUCAGAGAGGCCAUUUUGAAGUUCCCCAAUUGCCCAGAGACUUAUAUCUUAUUUGCGCAAGUACAAACGGAAAGACAAGAAUUUCAAGAGGCAGAAGAAUUGUAUCAGAAAGCGAUGAAAGUGGAUGAGAAUAACGCGAGUGUGUACGUUCACAGAGGCCUGUUAAUGCUCCAGUGGAAGGGUGACAUUGAAAAUGCCGUUCGGUUAAUGAGGCAAGCCAUUAGCAUUGAUGAAAAAUGCGAGUUUGCGUAUGAAACGUUAGGAACCGUGGAAGUACAAAGGGGUAACCUAGUGAUAGCGAUUGAGCUCUUUAACAAAGCGAUCGGGUUAGCGAGAUCAGAAAUGGAGAUGAUCCACUUAUUCUCGUUGAGGGACGCGGCUGCGUCACAACUAAAGGUUGCCACGAAAUUGGGCAUCGGCCUGCAACUUAUGAAAGGGUUGUAGCCGUUUUAAUCAAAUAAAAUGAGCAUCUUAGUUGUAAAUUUCUGUUAAUAUAUUCUUUUAUACAUGUUA